Messenger RNA from Cynocephalus volans (Philippine flying lemur), 1752 nucleotides. RefSeq names its product matrilin 4 (gene MATN4). The record is from RefSeq and is a predicted model, not a curated record. The transcript has 9 exons. Gene Ontology annotation, molecular function: calcium ion binding. Bases 1 to 1752 code for a protein of 583 amino acids. Lineage: Eukaryota; Metazoa; Chordata; Mammalia; Dermoptera; Cynocephalidae.
AUGAAGGUACUUCUUUGCUUGCCACUGACCAUGCUGCUGCUGCUUUUCCAGCCCUGGGAAACCCAGCUUCAGUUCUCAGGUCCCAGGUGCCAUGCUGGGCCCCUGGAUUUGGUAUUCGUGAUUGACAGCUCCCGUAGUGUGCGCCCCUUCGAGUUCGAGACGAUGCGGCAGUUUCUGGUGGGCCUCCUCCGCCACUUGGACGUGGGGCCCAACGCCACGCGCGUAGGCGUGAUCCAGUAUUCGAGUCAAGUGCAGAGCGUCUUCCCGCUUGGUGCCUUCUCACACCGCGAGGACAUGGAGCGAGCCAUCCGUGCCCUGGUGCCACUGGCACAGGGCACCAUGACCGGGCUGGCAAUCCAGUACGCCAUGAACGUGGCCUUCAGCGUGGCCGAGGGCGCCCGUCCACUGGAGGAGCACGUGCCACGCGUCGCUGUCAUCGUGACCGAUGGGCGGCCACAGGAUCGCGUAGCCGAGGUGGCAGCGCAGGCGCGUGCUCGUGGCAUUGAAAUUUAUGCUGUGGGGGUGCAGCGUGCAGACGUGGGCUCUCUGCGCACCAUGGCGUCGCCCCCUCUGGACGAGCACGUGUUCCUCGUUGAGUCCUUCGACCUUAUUCAGGAGUUUGGCCUGCAGUUCCAGGGCCGGCUGUGUGCCAUUGACCUGUGUGCUGAAGGGACCCAUGGCUGUGAGCACCACUGCGUCAAUUCCCGGGGCUUCUAUUUCUGUCGCUGCCAAGCUGGCUUUAUACUGCAGCAAGACCAGAGGAGCUGCAGGGCCAUUGACCAUUGCAGCUUCGGGAACCACAGCUGCCAGCAUGAGUGUGUUAGUACCCUUGGUGGGCCACAAUGCGGCUGCAGAGAGGGCCAUGACUUGCUGCCCGAUGGGAGGAGCUGUCAGAUCCGGGACCUUUGCAAUGGUGUGGACCAUGGCUGUGAAUUCCAAUGUGUGAGUGAGGGCCUCUCCUACCGCUGCCUGUGCCCUGAGGGGCGGCAACUGCAGGCAGAUGGCAAGAGCUGCAACCGGUGCCGGGAAGGCCAUGUGGACCUUGUACUGCUUGUGGAUGGCUCCAAGAGCGUGCGCCCGCAGAACUUUGAGCUGGUGAAGCGCUUCGUGAACCAGAUCGUGGACUUUCUGGACGUGUCCCCCGAGGGCACGCGCGUGGGGCUGGUGCAGUUCUCGAGCCGCGUGCGUACCGAGUUCCCGCUGGGCCGCUACGGCACCGCAGCCGAGGUGAAACAGGCGGUGCUGGCGGUGGAGUACAUGGAGCGCGGUACCAUGACAGGACUGGCGCUGCGCCACAUGGUGGAGCACAGUUUCUCAGAGGCGCAGGGCGCGCGGCCCCGUGCCCUCAACGUGCCUCGUGUCGGCUUGGUCUUCACUGACGGACGCUCACAGGAUGACAUCUCGGUGUGGGCAGCACGCGCCAAGGAGGAAGGCAUCGUCAUGUACGCCGUGGGCGUGGGCAAGGCGGUAGGGGAGGAGCUGCGCCAGAUUGCCUCAGAGCCGGCGGAGCUGCACGUGUCUUACUCCCCGGACUUCAGCACCAUGACGCAUCUGCUGGAGAACCUCAAAGGCAGCAUCUGCCCCGAGGAGGGCAUCAGCGCCGGGACAGAGCUCCGAAGCCCGUGCGAAUGCGAAAGCCUCGUGGAGUUCCAGGGCCGCACGCUGGGGGCGCUCGAGAGCCUGACGCAGGACCUGGCCCAGCUGACGGCGCGCCUGGAGGAUCUGGAGAACCAGCUGGCCAAGCAGAAGUGA